Vitrella brassicaformis is the source of this 3154-nucleotide messenger RNA. The record is from the annotation of a GenBank genome assembly. NCBI's taxonomy places the organism in Eukaryota, Vitrellaceae.
CUCCUUCCAGGCUCGUGCUGAUGCCGACGUUCUCGAGCUUGACAUCAAGAUGGAAGAGUCCUCUGAUUGACAAAGACACACAAUGCCAUAAUGUGUGUCGGGUAGUGUGUGUCGGGUGGUGCGGGUAUUUGGGUGGCCUACAGCCGGUGCAUGUGCGAUGUGCCGCACAGGACGCUGCAGCUGAUUAUGAUGACCUCAUCCAUGCCUAUGGGCACCCCCAGACGCAGCCUGAACGCCACACCACACCACCACACAAAGAUAGCUGUGUGUGUGUGCGUGUGUCUGUGUGGGUGGCGGGGGGGGGUUAUGUGUUGGUACCUGUCUUCGAGGAAGCGGAGGAGGUCUUUGCCGAGCACGAACUCGCCAAUGAGGAAGGCGUGGUCUGCUUUCCAGGCCAUGGCGUAGGAGUGAGCGGUCCAUGGAGACAUGGACCGCCGCUGGGCAGUGAACUCCUCCUUCGCCUACUCACACACACACAUACACACACACACACACACACACACUUACACACUGUAUGUAAGCUUGCGUGGCUCGCCCCCCGUGCAGCCAGUCAGUGGGUACCUCACUCACCCGUUGGAUGAGGUAUGGUGUGUGGUUCAGGUACUGAGCCUUGCUGAGCAGCUUGACCACAACCACGUCGCAGCAGUCAUGCCACACCUCGUCGACGGCCACCUCCGUGCCGUCGACACUCCACUUUGUCUCCUGCGGAGUGCUGACGCCAACAUUCUCAGUCUUCGACAAAGACACACAAUGCCAUGUUGAGUGUCGGAUUGCGUCAGGAUUUGAGUGGCCUACAGGGUGCGGUACAUGUGCUGUCUUGCGCACAGGACGCUGAAGUGGAUCGUCGUGACCUCCUCCAUGUCCAGUGGCCCACCAAGGCGCAACCUGAACACCGCACAACAGACAGAUAGCUGUGGGGGGGAGGGGGGGGGGUAUGUGAUGUGUGUGAAGGGAGUCAUUGAUAUCCUUGUCGAGGACGAACUCAACAACGAGGAAGGCAUGGUCCUUAUUGUGGUCCAACGCGUUCGCAUGCGAAGUCCACGGACACGGGCCCGUCGCUGUGUCGUCAACUCCUCCUUCGCCUACUCACAUACACAUACACACAUGUACGUCUCAUUCGGACGAUAGAGGCUGGUGAUUAGGGAGUAUGAGUAGCUUACCGAUCAAGCAAAAUGCCGUGGGUUGUGCAAUGGUCGCGGCGAUAGGAUGAGACAUGCGAAUAUAAGAUGUAGGCGGCGAUGUAUAGGCUGAGACACACCCCCAAAACAAUCGGCAGGAAAAUAUCAGAACGUGUCUCGCGUACUUGUGAGUGUAGUCGCUCAGCGGACCUACCGAUAAUGCGCCGGUCACUGGCUGUGCUCUUCAGGUGGUUGCGGCGAGGAAUGGGACAUGCGAAUAUAAAAUGUAGGCGGCGAUUCGUGGGCUGAGACACACAUCCAAAACGAUCGGCGGGAGUGCUGCUGCCCCUGCUGGUGUCUAGGAGGGACCUCUGCUGGUGUCUGGAAAGCGGGCGGAGGCAGGGAGAUUUCGCCAUAGUUGGGCUCGACGGUGAGCCAGUGCAGGGCUCCCUGCUGGCCGGGGAGUCGGGACUGCUGCUCGAGGAAGUUGAUACACAUGUGAUGCAGCGCAGCGUCCUCCGACGAUCGCUGGUCGCACGCACGAUGGAAAAUCUCACACAACACCUGAACACACACAUACACACACACCCGAUGAACACACGUUUGCAGGCACCCGCUCACCCAUUCACCUACCUUGUCGGGCGUCGGACGAUUGGCGGGAUUGACCUGCAGGAGGCGUCGCGCGAACCCCAUGAGGGCCCUGAACGCCGGCAGCUCAGCUACCUCCUUGCACUGCGUCAUCACCGUCUGGAUCUCCUUAUCCACCACGGACUGGAUGUACUGGUCCGACAGCUCCCGAUGCAUGGAGAGGUGGUCGUCCAAGUCCAACCCCAACAAUUGAUUCUGACGGACCACACACACACACACACACAUACAUCCAUGCGCACACAGAGAGGUGAGGUGUGGCGGUCUGCGUUUGGUAUGGCGUGCACAUGCGUACCAAGUUGAAUCGACCGAGUUCUAUGAGGUCUGGUCUGUCGUCGAUGAACUUGGUCCACGCGAGGAGGUCCAGGAGGGUGAACCCGAGGGCCCACGCGUCGCCCUUGGCCGGCAGCUCUGCCCCGGUCCGCGACUCGGGCGCCAUCAUGCCUGGGAUGCCACAGAUGAGUGGAUUCUUGCUGCACAGACACAGACAGAGGGAACGGGUGAGUGUGUGUGUGUGUGUGGGGUUGUGGUCAUGUGUGGUUGUGCGAAUCACACUCACUUGAGCUUGUCACAUUUGGACCCGCCGUAGUCGAUGAUCUUGGCGCCCGCCACACGCGGAUAACGUACGGCCCUGCCGUCCUGGUCGGGCUUGGUGUCCAUCGCCUCUUCGAUGAGUAGGUUCUCGGCCUUGAAAUCGCGGUGGUAGCUAGAGCUGAGAGACGCAGACACAAACAAUGUGACGUGUGUGGUGUGGCGGGUGUGUAUGUGUCUAUGUGUUUGUCUUGCGUACUGGUUGCGAUGCAUGUUGUCUAAGGCGAAGGCGCUGCUAAGGAACACAUCGAAACACUCCUGCACGGCCAGUGGGCACCACAGGGCCAGCCUGGGAGCACACCCAAACAACACACACACACACAAGACACACGCACAGACAUAUGUCACGUGUGUGUAUGGGUCUGUCUGUAUGUGCGCACCUCCGCUUGAUGAAGAGCCCGAGAUGUUGUCCCAUCACGUAGUCCAUCACUAUGAAGGCGUGUGUGUUGGUGGGGUACAUCUGGUGGGCUGUCGGGGUCCACGGGCUCCUCACCCACCUCAUGACGGUGUACUCGUUGCGAGCCUGACAAACAUGAACCGACAGACGGAUGUGUACCCCGCUUCCACACCCAUGCAAUGCAGUCGCUGACCCGCUGGGUCAGGUAGGCGAUGGAGUCCUCGUACGUUUCUUUCGCCAGUGCCUUCACAGCCACGACCGGGAGGUUCUUCCACGGCACUGUCGACGACGGGGCGUCGGGUCGUCUUACGAACAACUGCAGGAAGCCGUAGCCGCCCUCACCGAGGACCUUCUGCAACACCACACACCGCAGACGGUCACGCAUUGCACGUGUUGAGUUCAU